AUGGGCACUGACACUUCUAUCUUUUUCACCGAAGAUACUCUCCCUAAUGCGCAAUGGGCCGAGGACACAAUCGAGGACCAAGCAAAAAUGCUCGAGGUGAACAACGUGGUAAACCGGGUCUUGUCCACACCUUUUCCGCCCCAGCCCUUGCUGGUUCUGGAAACAAGUACCGAUCGCGCCAUUCAUCUGGCCAAGGCUGCAGUUGAUGCUAUCGCCAAAGUGAAUGCGAAGAAAGGCCGGCCCACUGUAGUCUUCUCUGUCAACGGGCCCGAAGUCCACUGUCAAGUGCUUUUCCGACGCAUGCGUCUGCUGAGCCAAAACGACAACCUCCGGCUCGUCCUGAUGGCUAGUGGAGCGCAGGAUGUCGCACCGUCUGGCAUGUCCCUCCUCUUGGCGCGAACCGCCGAGGUCGAGGCCGACGACGGACGACCAAGCAUUCGAAACGCAGAUUUUGCUGCAUCGUAG
Molecule: messenger RNA, 465 nt
Organism: Alternaria viburni
Lineage: Eukaryota; Fungi; Ascomycota; Dothideomycetes; Pleosporales; Pleosporaceae
Exons: 2
Coding region: 1-465 (154 amino acids)
Source: RefSeq, a predicted model, not a curated record